AUGGCGCGCCGCCAGCACCUCACCGCGACAGUCCUGCUGGCCGUCGUGCUCUUCUUCAGCAUCACGUACCUCCUCUCGGGCUCGUCCAGCUCCAAUGCGGAUCGAACGCGCGAGGCCGUAGUGGCAGAGCCCAAGUCGGAAUUCAAGGUGGAUUUUGACGGCAUGCCGGCCAACCUGCUGGAGGGAGAGUCAAUAGCACCCAAGCUGGAGAAUGCGACUCUCAAAGCCGAGCUCGGUCGCGCAACAUGGAAAUUCAUGCACACAAUGGUCGCCCGCUUCCCCGAGAAGCCCUCGCCCGAGGAGCGCAAGACGCUCGAGACCUUCAUCUACCUCUUCGGCCGGCUGUACCCCUGCGGCGACUGCGCGAGGCACUUCCGGGGCCUGCUGGCAAAAUAUCCGCCGCAGACGAGUAGCCGGAAUGCGGCUGCCGGAUGGCUGUGUUUUGUGCACAACCAGGUCAACGAGAGGCUGAAGAAGCCCAUAUUUGACUGCAACAACAUUGGCGACUUUUACGACUGCGGCUGCGGGGACGAGAAGAAGGACGGG
Messenger RNA from Trichoderma reesei QM6a, 546 nucleotides. RefSeq lists its product as uncharacterized. Lineage: Eukaryota; Fungi; Ascomycota; Sordariomycetes; Hypocreales; Hypocreaceae. Gene Ontology annotation, cellular component: mitochondrion. The transcript has 2 exons. The record is from RefSeq and is a predicted model, not a curated record. The annotation marks the transcript as partial. Gene Ontology annotation, molecular function: flavin adenine dinucleotide binding; flavin-dependent sulfhydryl oxidase activity.